Closterium sp. NIES-65 is the source of this 951-nucleotide messenger RNA. The record is from the annotation of a GenBank genome assembly. Lineage: Eukaryota; Viridiplantae; Streptophyta; Zygnematophyceae; Desmidiales; Closteriaceae.
AUGGUGAGGGGUGGCAUAGCACGUGUCUCUACGGCGGUGGAUAUUCCUCUUGCCUCCGCCGAUCUCCCGCGCCCACCCGCCGGACCUCUGUUGCGCGAUGGUGGGUGCGCGCACGGGGGUAUCUGCAUCCGCCGCUGCGCGGAGCAGCGCGCGCUGCCUCUGCCGGCUUCGUCCACGGAGAGCGCGGCUGGCGGUGGUGCGGCUGGCGCUGGGAGCAGCGGUGGUCGUGGUGGGCGCAAUUGCGGUGACGGUGUGCGGCAGUGGUGCCCCCGUGAAGCGCGCAGGCGCGUAGCGAAGUCGGUGGUGGAGGGGCAGGGAGGGGAGAGAGGGGAGCAGCGCUGCUCGACACUCUUAACCAUCACAGCGCUCUUUGUGAAUGGCGACUCCCGGGUGGACGCAGGCAACAACCAUGACGGCUCCCAGCGCUUCCUGCGUGCUGACCUGCCGCUCUACGGCAUGAGUUACAUCGAGGCGUUGGAGCGCUUCUCCGAUGGCCGCCUGAAGAUCAACUACUUGGGUGCGUGCUGCUGCCAGUGGGGCUUCGCGCUAUCUGGGGCUGCCCUCGCCGCCGCCCUCCAGUCUCCAACUCUCCAGCAAGGGCGCAAUGCCUCUCGCGGGCUUUACUUCGCCCGUGCGGAGAGCCACACUCUCGACCACCGCCUGCUCGACGCGAUUCACGGCAGCGAGGGUGGCUAUAUUGUGGGCGGCGCGGAUUCGUUUUACUCGCGCAUGGCAGAGCAGGACGCGCAAGCUCCGCAAGUGGGGGAGUGCGGCGGGCGGUGCGGAACGGGGGACGGCUCGAGCCUCAUUGAGUCCCUCAUCAAGUACCCACCAUUGGAGGAAGUGAGGGGUCUGCCGGAGGAGAUUGUGGGGGAUGAGAAGGAGGACAUGGAUUUUGCAGAUGUUAAUGCAAGCGUGGAAGGCGAGGAAAAUGAGGAUGAUGGGGUGUAG